Messenger RNA from Rhagoletis zephyria (snowberry fruit fly), 926 nucleotides. Its product is annotated as sodium-dependent neutral amino acid transporter B(0)AT2-like. Gene Ontology annotation, biological process: nitrogen compound transport; sodium ion transmembrane transport; amino acid transport. Lineage: Eukaryota; Metazoa; Arthropoda; Insecta; Diptera; Tephritidae. Gene Ontology annotation, cellular component: plasma membrane. The record is from RefSeq and is a predicted model, not a curated record.
UAAAAAUUAAAGUAAAACUAACUAAACGACCAUAUAAAUAAAUAAAAAUAAAAAAAUAAAACCAUUAUGGCGAACACUGCACAACUUUUGCGACGACAAAGCUCGCGCGACAUCGUGCUGAAGAGUCAGAAGAGCAUUGACCAUAUGGAAUUACGGGAAAUGCGUGGUCGUCUUGUACCCAAAGAACACCAUGGCAGUGGGACACAUCAUCAUCACCCCCACCAUCAUCAGCCACCUAUGUAUGGUGCAACCAAUCAAGCAUUUCUGGGUGAUGCUUUUGAUGAAUCGACCGAAUUGGAACCGGACGGUUUCGGUGCAGAGGCGAGUACCAGUAAAUCAAAAGCUGAAUUGGCAGCGGCAGUUUCGGCCACAGUUGAAGCAGCUGAAGAGGACAUUGUCGAGGGUGGAAAGGAGGGUGAUGAGCGCGAAAGUUGGGACAAUAAAAUCAUGUUUCUGCUAGCUACUAUAGGCUAUGCCGUUGGCCUGGGUAAUGUCUGGCGUUUUCCCUAUUUGGCGCAAAAAAAUGGCGGUGGUGCCUUUCUUGUGCCCUAUUUCAUAAUGUUGUGCAUACAGGGAUUGCCGAUAUUCUAUCUAGAAUUGGCUGUAGGCCAACGACUGCGCAAAGGUGCGAUUGGUGUGUGGAGUCAGGUCUCGCCCUAUUUAGGCGGCAUUGGCAUUUCAUCCGCAGUUGUCAGCUAUAUAGUGGCUUUGUAUUAUAAUACCAUAAUUGCCUGGUGCCUCAUAUACUUGUUGCAUAGUUUUGAGUCACCUUUGCCGUGGGCCGAUUGCCCCACACGCCUCUAUGCCAAUUAUACUUAUGACCAUGAGCCGGAAUGUGUGCGAAUACAUAUAUUGAACAUCUUUCAUUCGAGCACCAAUAAAAAAAUGGCUGGAAGAGUUGUGAGUAUAUUUAUAUAAAAAAAAAA